This is a messenger RNA of Eurytemora carolleeae, 1196 nucleotides long. Its product is annotated as erythrocyte band 7 integral membrane protein. The transcript is spliced from 10 exons. The record is from RefSeq and is a predicted model, not a curated record. Gene Ontology annotation, cellular component: plasma membrane. Bases 75 to 980 code for a protein of 301 amino acids. Lineage: Eukaryota; Metazoa; Arthropoda; Copepoda; Calanoida; Temoridae.
AAUAGGAUACUUGGGUGUACAGACACUUUAGUCUAGUUCAGGACACCACAGUUUAAUAUAGUAGUUUCAGAAAUAUGUCCUCGAAAAGUCUACUUGAAGUUGAGACUGCGCCUUCCAGCAGCCGAGCCAGAUCCAAAGAUGUUGUACAGUACAACAUACAGGGCCAGGCUGAUAAUGAUGAUGAGGGAGGAUGUACAAGUGUAUUUGCUGGUCUUCUAACCUUCGCGUCAAUGAUAUUGAUCCUUCUCACAUUCCCCCUCUCAGUCUGGAUGUGUGUUAAGAUGGUUCAGGAAUAUGAGAGAGCAGUUAUAUUUCGACUUGGUAGAGUUAAAAAAGGUGGAGCUGUGGGCCCUGGACUUUUCUGGAUUAUUCCAUGUAUAGAUAGUAUUCAGGUUGUUGAUCUUAGAACAGUGUCCUUUGAUGUUCCUCCUCAGGAGAUUCUUUCUAAAGACAGUGUUACUGUAGCAGUUGAUGCUGUUGUUUAUUACAAGAUAUCCAACCCUAUGGCUUCAGUGUGUAAUGUGACCAAUGCUAGUCAGUCAACUCGUCUGCUGGCCUCGACAACACUCAGAACUAUUCUAGGAACUAAAACUUUACAGGAAAUUCUGGCGGAUAGAGAGCAUACUGCAGCUACUAUCUUGGAGCAGCUUGAUGCUGCUACUGAUCCAUGGGGAAUAAGGGUUGAAAGAGUUGAGGUUAAGGAUGUCAGGCUUCCUCAGCAACUACAAAGAGCAAUGGCAGCAGAAGCAGAAGCUACUAGAGAAGCUAGAGCUAAGAUUAUUGCAGCCGAGGGAGAACAGAACGCCUCCAGAGCUUUGAAAGAAGCUUCUCUCAUUCUUAGUGAAUCCCCUACAGCUCUACAGCUUAGAUACCUGCAAACCCUAAACAGUAUUGCUGCCGAGAAAAACUCGACAAUUAUCUUCCCCCUACCUAUGGAACUCAUGGGAAAAUAUAUGUACAAUCAGAACCAACAGAUGUAGAAGACGACUUACAUAUAAAAAUGAUAAGAAGACGACUUCUAAAUGAAAACGAUUAGUAGACGACGUCCAUAAUAAAAUGAUUAGAAGACGACUUUAUAUUAAAAAAUUCAGAAGACGAGAUUUGCUUUUCUAGAAGUCAAUCCUACAAUGUAGACUUAAUUUUUACUGACUCUUCAUAUGUUUGAGUAGUAAUGAUGAAGCUUUAGUCGGUUUACU